ACCGACGUCUUUGUCUAGCCAUUGAGGAGGUAAUGCAAGGACUGUUUUCCGAAUCUUGUCUCUAGAAAUAGAUGAAACAGUCAACAGGGUUUUUUGAUGAAGUUUUCAUCCGGAUAGUAUCUUCUACAACCAGAAAAGGGUUUACAAGGCCACAAUGUUUUCAUGUAUAUGGUAUAUAUUUGUUCUGCUGAUGCUGCCUGCUGCGUGGAGUCAGAGAGCUUCAACAUGGGAUGCUUGUGGAUGCAGCUGGGUAGCCUGGCAAGAAUGGGCGAAAUGCUCGAAGCUCUGCUACGGGAGGCAGGUGAGAGAGAGGCAAGUGCGAGUUCUUGACAGUUGUGGGACUUUUAGACACUGUGAUGGUGGAGCCGGCGCCUAUGACUACCGAGACUGCAACACCCACUGUACCUUCGGUUCGUACGACUCCUCCUACGGCGGAUGCAGGUGCCCGGCAGGAAGAUACGGAACAUGCUGUGAUAAUGUUGUUACCUGCGGUACGCCACAAACAACGUCUAACGGUGCCUACACCGUCAGCGACAGCUACGACUACGGCAGUGUGGCCACAUACACAUGCAGCGACGGAUACAAUAUGACUGGAUCGGCCACAAUGACGUGUUCAACAUACGGCAGCUACUCCACAUAUGGCUACUGGACAGGGUCUACGCCAAGGUGCCUAUUCGCUGAAUCCUGCAACAGCAACCCCUGCCAGAACGCAGGCACGUGUGUGAACGGCCUGGACCUGUUCACGUGUAUGUGUCCACCUGGGUGGUCAGGGGUCAACUGUGAAGAAGACGUCCAGCCCCCUGUAAUGAGUGGCUGUGAAAACAGGACAGAUCUCAAUACAGCUGACCACGAACUGACCCAUGAGUGGACAGUGCCAACCUUCACAGACCCACUUGGUAACGAAGUCACAACGACAUCCAACUACAUCAGCAACUCCUCCCGCUUCCCCUGGGGCGACUUCUUCGUCCAGUACGUGGCCACCAAGGCAAACAAUGGUUUACAGAAAGAGUGCAAGUUUCAACUCAGCAUUAGACCUUUUCCAUGCGAUAACUUGUCUGUCCCCGAGUUUGGUUACGUGGCCUGUAACGGUUGGCGACCAGACUUUGGACAAUAUUGUUUGAUUGGCUGCCUGGCGAACCGAACCCUACCACGUGACAUUGAUGGCAGCCAAUGGUAUGCGUGUGGAGCAGGCGGAACCUGGUCUUCAAACCCAGGAAUGAUCCAGUGUGAAGAUAAGGCUGACCUCAUCGGUGCGUCUGGUGGCAUCCUCGGCAGUCCGGAUUCUUGUGAUGACGUCAGUGCCGUAAAAGAACAGUAUAUCUCAUCACUGAAGAAUUCGGAUUUUAACACUGCAUGUCUGAAACACACCGAUCUGUGUGUACCUGGUAAUGUCAACAUUCGAUGUUGAUAGAAAACGGACUUUCUAACAUUGUUAUUAUUAUCAGGAUAGCUCUGGCUUCUUGCCCAAACGUGGUAGGUCCAGUAAAGUUCAGUUGCACUGUCAGAUAUAUAGCUAAGUUAGUCAUGAUAUCCUUUGGCAUAUAAUUUAAAGACCUCAAUGGCGCGUGAAGAAUAUUGAGGAGAUAAUGGACUUGCUCUUCAUACUAGGGCCCGUUCGCAAUUUAUAGGUAGGGCGUGUAUGUACAAAAUUGCUGACCCCCCUAGUAUAUGGGCAUAAAAUUGAUGACCUACCCCCCCUAGUACCUUCCCAGAAUAAAUGGGCGACCCCCUUAAAACCAUCACGCACGCACGCACGGACACGCACGCACGCACGCACGCACACACACACACACACGCACACACUAGCCAUAAAUUAUGAACGGUCCCUUACGGUGACGGAUGGUCACAUUCAGCCUUCGAGUUAAACAUAGGCAUUUGCUAAAACUGUCCGGUAAUGAAAAUACGCUGAUAACAAGCACAGGUCAUGGUCGUAUCUUAUCAACGAAAUCGAUUGUCUCAAUUUACACACAUGCUUCUGAAGUAGCCGGAAUAGUGCAACGGACUCUAUAUGUUUAUAUGGAAAUUGUUUUGCCGUUUAUAUAAUUAUUCAUAUCUAUGGUACUCUUUGUGAAUAUGAGAUUGUGAUUAUGAUUAUGAUGCCAUAGGGCCGUUUUCUUGUGAUCAUUGACAAGAUUGAAUGUAAUAAACAAUACAAAAUGCAUUCA
This is a messenger RNA of Haliotis rubra (blacklip abalone), 2165 nucleotides long. Its product is annotated as neurogenic locus notch homolog protein 1-like. Gene Ontology annotation, molecular function: calcium ion binding. The transcript is spliced from 6 exons. Bases 155 to 1408 code for a protein of 417 amino acids. Lineage: Eukaryota; Metazoa; Mollusca; Gastropoda; Lepetellida; Haliotidae. The record is from RefSeq and is a predicted model, not a curated record.